AAUGGCUUCAACGAGUGGCGGCAAGAAGAAGCGGAAGAGAAAAUCAACGAGUCAAGUCAUGGAGACGGACGUUGUCCAAAAGAAGAAACCAGUCUUCUCUAGCUUCCAACGGCCGACUCUAAUUGAACAACUGAAAUAUAUUCUAGCAGAAUAUCCAGACGGAGGUCAAAUACUGAAGGAACUGAUACAAAACGCCGAUGAUGCAGGGGCAAGAACGAUGGACAUACUCCUCGACGCGAGAAGAGUGAACAGGGAGGACGAAUCAAGUCAUGCACAAUACACGAAGUUCUUUCAGGCUCCUGCCCUUUGUGUUCACAACGAUGCCGAAUUUACUGAACAAGAUUGGCAAGGAAUCACAAUGAUAUAUAACAGUGUAAAGAAGCUUGACAAACUGAAAGUCGGUCGUUUUGGACUCGGGUUCAAGUCGGUUUUUCAUCUCACAGAUAAUCCCUGCAUAAUCAGUGGGAAACGCAUGCUGUUAAUGGACCCACUUCAACCGUCAGGUUGCGAAACGGCGAACAUGGAAAUAGGACAUGUCGGCGAAAUAGAAGGAUUUGAUACAAAAGCUUUCAUAAAAGUACUUGACGGAAUAUUUGGCUUCAGUCAAGAAACAUUGCAAUCCGGAUAUUAUAAAGGAACGCUUUUUUGGUUCCCUUUCCGCGAAAUUCAGACUCCGUUAUCAGACAACUUGUACACGGUGGAGAAGGUAAUGGAUUUGUUUAAGGCGUUUAAACAAGAUACACCUAGCAUUCUUCUUUUCUUAAAAUGUCUUUCAGAGGUGACAUUGGUUAAGGUAAAUCGAUCCAAACCUUUUAAAAGGAAAGUCUAUGCAAAAGUUAAAAUUGCAAACACGGAAGUAAAAUGCUUAGAAAAGAGAGCUGCGUUUGCCGACAAAGUAAGAACUAUGACACCUGAAAGCGCCGACAUUUCUUCUGUUAUGGAAGUUCCCAUUGAAUAUUUCCUUGACGAAAGUUCGAGUUCAAAUACUACUUGGCUUGUUGUAAAUUAUGUUGUUAGUAAAUCUGCUUCCGAUGACCUUAAACAACUUAUGAACGAUGAAAGCAUUGGUCUAAGUCCAUAUGUUGGCGUUGCUGCUCCUAUAACAACAACUUCUCACUUCAAUGGCCAUAUAUUCUGUUUCCUGCCUCUUCCGAAAGAAGGCUCGAAACUAACAGGGUUACCAUUCCAUGUAAACGGUUUCUUCGCCCUUAGCUCCAAUCGACACCACUUAAAAUGGGAAACUGAUGAAGAUAAAAAUCAACAGCAGUACGAUAAAAAUGUUCAUUGGAAUCACCUUAUGACAUCUGAAGUACUGCCGCGAGCUUACCGAUUAAUGUACAACGCUGCAGCCAGUAGAAGUAAUAUAUCUGGAAAUUUAGAGGAGGAUGUAAAAAAGGUGUAUGACCUUGUACCAGAUCUUGACAAUGUUAAUGAGAACUGGAAAAGUUUUGCGACAAAUAGCAUAAAAUGUAUGCAAACCGAAUAUGUUGUUUUUGCAAAUGAUGUUGGGCGAUGGGAUGUGUGUCAGAAAUGCGUAUUUGGAACAGCUGGCACGUUUGACACAGAAAACAUUAAAACGUCAAUGAGAUCCUCUAUGAAACGAAUGGGAAAGUCUUAUGUUGAACUUGAUGAAACUUCAUUGAAGACUUUGCAGGUUGUUUUUACCACGUCAGUUGUUUGUGUCUCGCCGAAUCUGAUGGCAAACUUUCUACAUGAAUCUAACGCGUACCACUGCCUCGCUGAUGACACAAAAACAGACAUAUUAGUUUACAUCUUAGCAGAUAAACAGUUUGAUCUACUGCACGGACUUGAGUUAUUGCCCCUUGCAAAUGGCACAUGGGUCUGUUUUCAAAAAAAGGGACAUACUUUAUACAUUGCAUCUGCGGAAGUGCUUGAGGUUUUUCCCGAAUUUAAAGACCGUUUCGUAAGGACAACUCUAUCACCGAAAAGCGGGAUAGCAUUCCAGGCUAUAGCUGGCACAGUGGAGAGCUAG
Mya arenaria is the source of this 1993-nucleotide messenger RNA. Its product is annotated as sacsin-like. Bases 2 to 1993 code for a protein of 663 amino acids. The record is from RefSeq and is a predicted model, not a curated record. The transcript is spliced from 6 exons. Gene Ontology annotation, molecular function: Hsp70 protein binding. NCBI's taxonomy places the organism in Eukaryota, Metazoa, Mollusca, Bivalvia, Myida, Myidae.